Haliotis rufescens (red abalone) is the source of this 6167-nucleotide messenger RNA. RefSeq lists its product as uncharacterized. Bases 76 to 4410 code for a protein of 1444 amino acids. The transcript has 44 exons. NCBI's taxonomy places the organism in Eukaryota, Metazoa, Mollusca, Gastropoda, Lepetellida, Haliotidae. Gene Ontology annotation, molecular function: protein binding. The record is from RefSeq and is a predicted model, not a curated record.
CUAGUUUCGAUUUGAACGCUGAACGCCCAUAUAACAUUCCCUCCCCACUCCACAGUCGGUUCAUGUCAAUGUGCAAUGGCUAUAGUUAUUCUGUUUCUCGAAGUAAUAGCAGUGCUGUCGGUGGGAGCUGAAGGGGCGUCGUGUGACGAGUGCUGGGCGACUUACGAUGCUGCCACCAAAACAUGCACUGUUGCCUAUGCCUUCAUUACUUGUAUGGAGGAUGCCGUAAAUCCCGGAUGUCCAACAUCGGGUCUCAACAUGGCUUCGUUUAUUGGACAAAUUGGAGGCUGUUCUCAGACCGCCCUGUGUACCUGUCAAAAAGACCACCUCCUUCGGUGGUCCCAGGGUACACCCAGUCUAUGCGAGAGUGAGAAGCAGAAACUUGGAUGUAUUGGUGGAGUGACAGAUGCGGCGUGCGACACCACUACCAAAGGCCACACUGUAGCCACUUCCACAGAAACAGACAUCAAUGCUAUUGGAGGCUGUGCAGCAGCGUUCACGGACACGUGUCAGUGUGAGAAGACUUACGCCCUCGCGGAUAUCUCCGUCACGGCCACCAGAUGCACUGUAAAGAAAACGUUUGUGGAUUGCCUCAAAGGCAAAACUGGUCCCACUUGUAGGGAGAGUGAAACAGUUAUCUCCCUUGCAACAACUGUUGGUAGUACCAUCGGAACUGAUUGUACAGGUUUCACUUCCUCAGCCUGUUCCUGUGAGCUGGAGUAUGCCAAGGCUGACAUAUCCUCGGAGGCAAAUAGAUGCACCGCUCAACUGAAUCUGGUAUCCUGCCUGAAGGGUAAGACGGGUGCAGGAUGUAUAGGGGGCACCACCCACUCCCUGGCCACCACCGCCUUCGACACCACCAUCCCUGCUAUCGGCUCAUGUGCUAAAACUGAUACCUGUACAUGCGAGGCCACGUAUGCGAAGACUGACAUCUCAUCUGACCAUUGCAGUGCGAUGAAGACCUUUGUGAACUGCCUGAAAGACAAAACAGCAGCUACUUGCAAAAGUGGCGACACAGUCAUAAGCCUCGCAGCUGCUAUUGAAACUCCCAUCGGGACUGGGUGUACAGAUUUUGCUACAUCAGCUUGUUCCUGUGAGUUGGGGUAUGCCAAGGCUGAUGUGUCCUCACCGGCCGCCAGAUGCACGGCUCAACUGAAUCUGGUAUCCUGCCUGAAGGGGAAGACAGGUGCUGGGUGUAGUGCUGGCACAGCCAGCACCUUGGCCACCACCGCCGUCGACACCACCAUCCCUGCUAUCGGCUCAUGUGCUCUGACGGACACCUGUACAUGCGAGGCUAACUACGCCAAGGCUGACAUUUCAUCCGAUGCUAAUCACUGCACAGCACUUGGGACAUUUGUGUCGUGUCUGAAGACAAAGACUGAUCCUGGCUGCAUGGGCACGUCAGUGACGGCUCUCGGUCUUUCCACAGAGACAGCAUACGGUAGCCUGACAUCUCAGUGCGCUAUUACCACCAAAACGUGUGGCUGUGAAGUUGCCUAUGUCAAGAUGCCAUACUCUUCAGAUGGCGAGAAGUGCACAGCUGAGAUGACUCUCGUGUCGUGUCUCAAAGGUAAAGAGCCCGCAGAUAUGAGUUGUGAUGGUGCAUCCACUUCUAUUGCCCUGGCAACUGCAGCAGGGGGACGAUUUGGCACAAUUACGUCUUGUUCUCCAACUGACACAUGCACGGCUUGCGAGCUGGGGUAUGCUAAGGCUACCAUCAACGAUCCUACAAACAAGUGCUCGGCUUUGGCAGCAUAUAUAGGAUGUCUGCGAACAAAAACAGCGGCUGGCUGUGUGAGCACCGACACUGUGCCCACCUUAGCGACAACAGCUGAAACGGAUUUCAAGGCCACCAGCUGCACUGUAACACCCAGGUGUCAGUGUGAGAUUGACUAUGCCAAAGCAACCAGAACGUCGGACGCCGAUAAAUGCACUGCUCUAGUGGCAGCGUUGUUGUGUCUGAAGGGGAAGACGACUACUGGCUGUAAUGUGGCAACAGUGGACGGGCUGGACGUCCAGUGGAAGAAGGAUAUGGAUACAAUCGGUACAACAAACUGCGCUCAAUCUGAUACAUGCGUCUGUGAGGUAGCCUACGCAAAGUCUGAUUUGUCCGAUCUGCAAAAGAAGUGCGAUGCGUGGCUAGUAGAGUUAGGCUGUCUAAGAACAACAACUGCUGUAGGUUGUGACGGAUCCUCAACAAAAGCGGAGAUCGACACAGCAAUCAAAACAAAAAUGAACGCUGCAACACCGGCUGGCGGUGCAACUAGCGACAAAUGUACUACCAAUCCAGUUUGCCUAUGUGAAAUCGCUUACGCUGUUGCCCUCAAAGAUACCGAUGCAAACAAAUGCACCGCUUUGAAAACCUACGUGUCAUGUUUGGCUGGCGAGACAGUCAGUGGUUGUGACGGCGCUACAAAGCCAUGGACCUUGGCCGCAGUUGCUAAGGCUUCCCUUGACGAUAUCGGUACCACUAACUGUCCUUUGACUACAACGUGUUUAUGUGAAAUAGACUAUGCAUCGACUGUCAUCGACGAUGACACUAAAAAGUGCAGCGCUCUGAAGACCAACUUGGACUGUGUUAUAAAGUCAUCAACUGCAUCGUGUGAUGGAACGGCUCGUCACACCUAUGCCGGUAGUAUUAAGAGCGCUAUGGAUGGUACAAUAGGCUGCCCUGCCACUUAUGCAAGUGCCGGAAUUUGUAAAGAUUGUGUGAUUCCUUUUGCCCCAGCAGCAACAACAUGCACUACACUAGGGACUUAUUACCAGUGCCUGUACGAUACGACAGAUACUACCGGAUGCGGGGGUUCUAAGACCAUCAAAACACUGGUUGAGGACCAGGCAACGCAUGAAACAGAUUUAACGUGCACCCUUGAAGACGUGUGCCAAUGUCAGGUCAACUUCAUGAAGUCGUCAUCUGUCCUGUGCGAUUCUCUGAAAGUAGUGAUGAACUGCCUUUGGGCGUGCUCCUCUACAGCCUGUGAUGGAACUGCCAAGAGACACAGCGUGGCCACAACAGCUAAUGCUAAAAUAGAUCCAACUUGUACAGGCUCAUUGUCUGAGGUUUGCAAGUGCCAAAUCGCUUACACAAUAGUUGACCCGACCACCGACCACUGUGGGGAGUUAAAGAAACAGUUUGCAUGUCUGGAGGGGAAAACUGGAACAGGUUGUGAAACGAGUAGAACCCUGAAACUGGUGGCUGAAGGAGGGAAUACAAAGUUUGGGACCGAUUCUUGUGCUGCAGGAGCAACAGCCACUUGUCAAUGCCAGAUAGCGUAUUUGAUCGCCGAUGUCACUGGAGCCAACAAGUGCACAGAGACGGAGAAGAAGAUAGCCUGUUUGUAUGCAACAACAACAGCGAGCUGUGAUGCCGCCGUCCCGAGAACGACCAUCAUGUCCAACACAGACAACACUUGCAGUAAAACAAGUAGCUGUUCCUGCCAGAGAGCAUACGGUAUUGACACAACCAGCGCCGACGAGUGCACCGCCCAAAAAGGCGUGGUUACAUGUCUGAGGUCGACAACUGACACGGGAUGUACAGGAGAGGCUGCUUUCACCAAGACAAGAACUCAACUCGGCACAGAUCUAGAGACGUAUCUUACAUCAUCAUGUUCUUCGGGCUUGACUGACACCUGUCAGUGCCAGAUUGAGUACGCCAAGGCAUCAAUGGAACCGGCAGUCAGCUUAUGCAUGUCGCUUGGGGAACUAAUUUCAUGUUUGGCGGGCAAGACUGCACUGGCUUGUGAUGGAAGUAUGAUACCUUCUGUGCUUACGACAAAUGUACAAACAGACCAGCAAACUACCUGCAACAAGACAUCUGCCCCGACGGAUGUGCACUGCUCCAGUAGUACAGACUCGAGUUUACAGCUACAGUGGACAGACAGGCAACAGGCCACAGUGUACUAUGUGGUGGAGAUCGGUCGAGGCGGAGGUACAGACUGGCAACAAGUGAACGUUAGCCUCACGACAACUGACAAUCAACAGUCAGCAUGGAUAGACAAUCUUCAGCCACAGAGUGUAUAUUUUUUCCGUAUCCAUGCAAAGGGAACGCACUUUGCGAGCGAGAUGGUAACGAUUAAUUGUCUACUAUCAAGAACAGUUGGUAUGAGUGAUGGAGCUAUCAUUGCCAUUGUGCUUGCUGUUGUCCUAGCAGUUUUACUACUUAUAGCUGGAAUCUAUGUCUACCGGAGGAGGCACUCCAUUUGCAAACAAGAUGAGAUUCCACGAGAACAUCUACAGAUGGGAACACAACCCACGCCAGCUGAGGCUGCUGUAAACCCUGUCCAUCAAGCACUUGCAGAUUCUGAUGGGUCGCCUGGCGACAACCACUACGCAACAGUACAAACUCAAGGUGAAAACGACUAUGAAGAAACUUCGUACGCGCACGUGGUUCACUUGAACAGCCCAAUGUGACUGUGGGAGAAACGGCAGCAGAUUUUAUAUGUUUGGUUGUUCGUUAAAUUUCUUUUGUUCGUUUGUUGUUUAACGCAGCACUCAGCAAUGUGCCAGAUAUAUGACGGCAGUCUGUAAAUAAUCAAGUCUGGACCAGACAAUCCGGUGAUCGGAGCAUCGAUUGAAGUUUUGGGGACAUGAUGACAUGCAACCAACACAAAACUCAUUAGUCGCCUCUUGCAACAAGUAUAGUCGCUUCUUGCAACGAGCAUAGUCGUCUCUUGCAACAAGCAUGGCUUGCUGAAGUCCAAUUCCAACCCGGAUCGGUUGUUGGUUUAAUGGUUCCAGUCAGAGCUAGCGAAGCUACACCACGAUGUCCUGUAUAUAAUCGAUCAACAUUCAUAUAUUGCAUUAGUACAAACUUAACAUUCACAUAAACUAUUCCCAUCAGACACAUUCUAUCAUGUUUAGUGUUGGUCACUUAUAAACUGAAAAACAAAACAAACUUUACGCCUUAGUUGAAUGUAUCAUGUACUUUGAUUUUCAAUUGAAAAUAUAUUAUUAUGAUAAUUGCGAUUACAGUUCAUAAACUGAGGUGCAUAAAAACUACAUGUACACCUCUCUGUUGAUUGUAUUAUAUGUUUGAUGUUUAAUUGAAAAUAUCUUAAAUUUGCGAUAUUAUACCCACAAAUUGAACUGUACUGGUGCUUAGUCAGAAAUCAAAGAAUACUUCGUCAAGGUUUUAUUUUAAAACAUAUCAUUUGAUUUAAGACUUUUAUAUAUUUUAUUCUCAUUUGCAAAAUACACAACUGCUGACGGCUAUCUCUGAAUUAUUAUCUUUAAACAUCAAUCAAAUUUCUUUUUUCAGCACAAAUUUAAAACAUUUCAAACCUCAUAGGGGUUAUGUGGUUUACAAAUUCAUUUCUUACCUCAGUCUUCAUUAAACCAACUUAUUUUUAUACAAGAUUACCCAGCCACAGGUUACCUUGUACAAACUGUUGCAGGAAUGAGUGGUGGUUAAAUAAACAUACUCAUAUUUAACAACAUUUCAUUCAAUUUUCAAUUACAUACAUGUAAAGACUAUUUAGUCUUUCUUUUACCCCUAGUUUAUGUCACUUGGUAAUUCACCCGAGAGUAAAUUGCAUGUUACACAAAAUCUACAAAAAGACAACUCCUUCACAUUUGUACACCUGUUUGCGUCUUGCUACCAUCUUAGCAAUAGCAUUUACAAACCAAACCAGGCUAAGCAGAUAUGUUUGAAAGUCUGAGGAUAAUGCCUGUCGAUUGGCCCAUCACCUGAUUGUCUGGUGUGUUCACAGGCCGCCGUGGCAGCACUGCUGCUGUACGGCUUCAGGCAAAAAACACAUACUUUUUUUGCAACCUGUGUAAGUGGUGGCUGCUACCAUAAGGGCAGGACAUGCUUACCCUUUUCGCGAACACCUUGUGUCACCGCUGAUUUUCAGUGAUUCAUUCAUAUAAUUAAUCAUUAUUUUGCCUUUAACGCCCUAUGGAAUGGGGAAUGUCAGAUAUUCGGAUUUAUUCUCUGACGUUGGCAUUUGGAAUCUAGUGCACCUGUAAGAAUUCACAAAGUUCUACAGAUGUUAAUUACAUCAAACCCAAUGAAAACAAAUGGCGGAAGAUCCUUCACGAUGAUUGUUUAUGCUGCAGUGGUAUCAUAAUAUUAUUAGAUGUUCAACAAUCCUGGACCGAAUAUGUGAAUUUGUAAAUAUUAUUUUACCCUUCCACUAAGCGUGCAAUAAACUCUUGGAUUCAUUAUG